AUGGCAGGCGGGCUGCAGCCGCCUUCAGCAGUAGAGGAGCAGAAAAAAGCAGCAGCGAAGCAGCAGGGGGUAAUAUUUGUGCUGGAGAACGCCAGCCUGGAAACAGCUAAAGUUGGCAAGGGGUACGCACUCCUGAACUGCGACGACCACGCCGGAUUCCUGCGGCGGCAUGACAAGGACCCGGCGCUAUACAGGCCGGACAUCUGUCACCAGGCGCUGCUCGCCAUCCUAGACAGCCCCCUCGCCAAAUCUGGCCGCCUCAAGGGGCUGUACGUGCACACGGCAAAGAACGUGCUCAUCCAGAUCAACCCACAGGUGCGGCUGCCGCGGACGUUCAAGCGCUUCUGCGGGCUCAUGGUGCAGCUGCUGCAGAAGCUCAGCAUUCGCGCCACCAACGGGCCAGACAAACUCCUCAAGGUGGUCAAGGGUCCAGUCACCCUGCACCUGCCGGCAGGCUGCCGACGUGUUGCCUUCAGCCGGCAGGCACCUGACUUGGUCAAACUCAAGGACUUUGUGCGGGAGCUGCCGGACAGCACGCCUGCAGUGUUUGUGGUUGGGGCGAUGGCGCAUGGGAAAAUCGAUGCCAGCUAUGUGGAUUCGUGGGUGUCUGUAUCUGAGUUUCCCCUGUCCGCUGCCUGCUGCCUGGGGCGUAUCACAAAUGCCUUUGAGGACAAAUGGGACAUCGUAUGA
This is a messenger RNA of Coccomyxa subellipsoidea C-169, 690 nucleotides long. Its product is annotated as pre-rRNA processing protein. Lineage: Eukaryota; Viridiplantae; Chlorophyta; Trebouxiophyceae; Coccomyxaceae. The record is from RefSeq and is a predicted model, not a curated record. Gene Ontology annotation, cellular component: small-subunit processome; nucleolus. The transcript is spliced from 5 exons. Gene Ontology annotation, molecular function: rRNA binding; rRNA (pseudouridine) methyltransferase activity. Bases 1 to 690 code for a protein of 229 amino acids. Gene Ontology annotation, biological process: rRNA base methylation.